AUGUCUUUCAACUUUGUCCACGAUUCAAAAUUCACACCACCAACUCACAACUUAUCCGAAAUGUCCUCAUUAACACGCUCUCAACUUGGUCAGGUCCAGACAUCCUUUCCAUCACAAACACAACCAGUCCCCAUUCCCAUGUCAGCUACAAGUGCUUCAACAGGAACCUCAAACUCACAACAAGGCUCACCAAUCAUGUCGCCCGACACUGCUGUUCUAACCACAUACUCCUCCGUCCAGGCCUCACCUGAGCCCAUGCGAGGUCGGGAGGAGGAGGCUUUCCCUUCUAGCUUCCAGUUGCCUGAAUCUGUGCUCUCCAGGAAGACGAGCACCAACUCUCUCGGGUACAAUGCCAUGUCCGAAGUGGCCAACAACAGCAAGGGAGGUCUUAUUCGCCGAUUUUCGAACCGAGCUCAACGCUUUGCCGGCAGAAGACGACCAUCUUCCGGCGCUCCUGCCAGCCGCGAUGGAAGCGUUGGCCCUAGCAUCCUCAGACGUCGCAGUGACAGCAAUGCUACAGCACCACAAGAGAACAGCGCCCUGACAGACACAGAUGAGGAGUUUGUUCCUGACGACUCCAUGUCUAUGGUCGGUCUUGACGGCGCUAACUACACAUCAUCCGCCAACAGCACCCAUGGCUCAAUCAGUGCAAGUGCUGGAGCUAUGGCUGGCCCAGUGCUCCCUGCCGAGCUACGCAAUGGGUGCCCGGUGAAGAAGGUGUCCAAGAAAAGUCGACCAAAGAGGAUCAGCCUUGUUUACGAGACUGAGUCCAACAAACUCUCUUGGGAUCCAAGCCGUCCUCAAAAAUCUCUUCACGUCGACGAAAUCAGGGAGAUCCGAACAGGGACCGACAUCCAGCAGUACAUCCACGACUAUGGGCUUUCCGAACACAUUGAAUUCUACUUCCCUGUUUGGUUCACUAUUAUUUACAAUGUUCCCGAAAGCUCAAAGACAAGAUUUCUACACAUUGUUACCGAUAACCCAAACACCCUAUCUCUAUGGACCGAGUUCCUAGACGCUAUGUUGAGAUACCGACAGCAACUUAUGACAUCGUUGAUGUCAUUCAACGACCGUGCUGUUGCCCAGUACUGGCAGACCGAAAUGGCCAAGGAGUUUGGUGACCAGGUCCGAACUCCUGACCAGGAGGAGAUGAACAUUGCUGGUGUAAAGCGUGUUUGCCAGAACCUUCACAUCUACAGCUCAUCAUCAACCCUUGAAGUUAACUUCCACUUAUCCGAUUCUCGAAGACGAUCAAAGCUCAACUUUAGAGAGUUCAAGGACUUUGUGCGCCGCAUGAAGCAACGCAACGACGUGCAGCGAAUUAUUCGAAACAUUGCUGCGAACCCUGAGUUUGGUCUUACUUUGUCCGAGUUUCUUACUUUUCUACGCGAUGACCAGGGUGAGGAUGUUGAUUCUAACCGUACCGCUUGGGAGAAGCUCUUUUCUCGAUUCUGUCGCCAAUACCGAAGCACCGAGGCCGACCUUCCUGAGAAUGUUGAGAUCAUGACUGAAGCCGCCUUCGUUGGCUUCUUGACUUCAGAAGACAACGAGGUCAUCCAGCCCGAACCUCAAAACAUUGUCUUGGACCGCCCAAUGAACGAGUACUACAUCUCUAGCUCUCACAACACCUACCUUCUCGGUCGACAAGUCGCUGGUCAAUCAAGCGUUGAGGGUUACAUCUCAGCGCUUGCCCGUGGCUGCCGAUGUGUCGAGGUUGAUUGUUGGGAUGGUUACAACGGCCAGCCCGAAGUCAACCACGGCCGUACCAUGACAACCUCGAUUAGCUUCAAGGAGGUCAUGACAACUAUCAACAAGUACGCAUUCGUCAAGUCCAAGUUCCCCCUCUGGAUUUCUCUCGAGGUCCACUGCAGCCCGGCCCAGCAGGCGACAAUGGUUGAGAUCAUCAAGGAGUCCUUCGGUUCAAGGCUUGUCACAGAGACCCUAGAAGCCUUCCCCGACAAGCUUCCCACCCCCUCAGAGCUUAUGGAGCGUGUCCUCAUCAAGGUCAAGAAGCCUCAGAUCAAGGAGGAGCCUGUCACCGCUGGCAAUGACUUCCGUGGUCGACGCCGAGGUAACAGCCUCAACUCACCCAUGAUGCGACCUUCUGUUCCUGAUGGAACUCCUCUGAUGCCUUCUCAGUCUCUGCCACAGAGCCCCAUGCUUACUCCCAGCCAUUCAUCUCGAAGAUUGGUCAGCAAGACUCGAGUCAACACCAUUACUGAGGGCCAAGUUCAGGGCAUGCUGAGCAGCAGCACAAGCGACAACGAGAGUGUUUCUGAGCAGCCAGUCAAGAAGGUCCACAACAAGACCGUCAAGGUUCUUGGUGACCUCGGUGUUUACUGUGCUGGAGUCAAGUUCUCUGGCUUCGACACUGUCGAUGCGAAGCAGUAUAACCACAUCUUCUCUUUCAUGGAGUCGAGCUUUGCCAAGCACUCUCGCGCCAAGGACCAGAAGAUGGCCCUCGAUAUCCACAACAUGCGCUACAUGAUGCGAGUCUACCCCGACCGAACUCGCAUCACUUCCAACAACUUCGAUCCUCUCAACUACUGGCGUCGCGGGGUUCAGAUGGCCGCCCUUAACUGGCAGACUUUUGACCUUGGAAUGCAACUUAACCGUGCCAUGUUUGAUGGUAAGGACUCUUCUGGAUACGUUCUCAAGCCCGCCGAACUCCGAGAUAUCCAGGUCCUGCCAUACAACGCGGACAUUGCCGAGGGCAAGAAGGAGCGCACCGUUAUCUCUUUUACCAUCGAUGUCAUCUCUGCCCAGCAGCUUAUGCGACCUGCCAACCUGCCUGCGAACAAGUCCAUGGACCCCUAUGUGGAGGUCGAGGUCUUCCAUGCCAACGACAAGCGCGAUAAGAAGGAGGCCGAUUCUAACCUGGUCUUGGAGCACGAUACACCUCUCAAGUAUCAGACCGAUGUCAUCCGCGAGAACGGCUUCAACCCCCUGUUUGACAGGACGAUGAAAUACACGGUCACCACCAAGCACCCCGACCUGAUCUUCGUUCGCUGGUCGGUCAAGCUCUCCAACGAUGGCGAGAGCUACAACGAGCGCCCAGCCGUUGCCACUUAUACCGCCAAACUCACCAACCUCAAGCAGGGUUACCGCACCCUGCCUCUUCUUAACCACGCUGGCGACCAGUAUCUCUUCUCCAAGCUCUUUUGCAAGAUCAAGAUCGACUCGGUCGAGAAGAAGUUUAUGGAAGCUCCUCGCCGUGUUCAGGACGGAAACAAACUCAACCGACUCGGCGGCAAGGUCUUUAGCCGCAUGAACACCAGCCCUAAAAGUACUAUCGAAAAGUCUAGCUCCGAGAAGACGAGCUUUGACAGCUAUUGA
Messenger RNA from Fusarium pseudograminearum CS3096, 3336 nucleotides. RefSeq lists its product as uncharacterized. Gene Ontology annotation, molecular function: phosphatidylinositol-4,5-bisphosphate phospholipase C activity. Gene Ontology annotation, biological process: phosphatidylinositol-mediated signaling; lipid metabolic process. The record is from RefSeq and is a predicted model, not a curated record. Lineage: Eukaryota; Fungi; Ascomycota; Sordariomycetes; Hypocreales; Nectriaceae. The coding region runs from base 1 to 3336 and encodes 1111 amino acids. The transcript has a single exon.